AAAAAAUUGAAAAUUGAAACCUAAGAUAUUUGAGCUACCUCACACUCACGGAUUCUCCAAAGCCAAAUGGUGAGAAAGACUUUGGCACGUAAAACAAACGCGAGUAGUAUGCGCGUAGAAGAAACGAGUCAAGGUCAUUCUCAUUAUGAUAUUGUUUUGUACGAGAAGCGGGAAGGCCUUGUGGGAAAUGAUCAGAGUUAAAGAGUCAUUAAUUCUAUCUGUCUAUGGAAUCUGAAUCGUUCGUUGAAUUUUGGAAGUUGCACCGCUCAAAUCAAUUAGGGUUCCUAUUUGAAGACAAGUUGGUACUUAAAAAUUCCAAGGGGUUUGUCCAAGGCUUUGGUGUAAGGGAAAUCUGCAGAAUCUGAAAUCUUGGGAUUUGAAAGGAGUAGUUCGUAUGGAUUUGAUAAGUCAGCUGCCUGACGCAGUGCUCUUGGUAAUAUUGUCGUUACUUCCUGCCAAAGAAGUUGUUGCCACAAUGGUUUUGUCAAAAAGAUGGCAGUUUCUUUGGAUGUUGGUGCCAAGACUGGUAUAUGAUGAUAACUAUCAGAAUAUUGAGUAUGGAAGAUUUUCGCGCUUUGUAGAUAGGUCUUUGCUUUUGCACGAGGCUCCAACUCUAAAAACUUUGCAUUUCAAACUUGGUCAAAUAUCUGGUGCUGUAGAUAUUGGAGUAUGGACCAAAGCUGUACUUAAACGCUGUGUGCCUGAGCUGAUCAUCGAGAUAGACUUUUCUUCGAGUACAAAUUCAGUGAUCCUUCCAAGGAGUUUGUAUACAUGCUGUACAAUGCUUGUGACCUUGAAGCUAAACAGCGUAAUUCUGGUGGAUUUUCCUUCUCCGGUUUCUUUCCCAUUUCUCAAAGAAAUGAGUCUUGAAUCCAUUAAGUACCCAGGUGAUGAAUUUUUCAAGAGGCUUUUAUCAAGUUGUCAUGUUCUUGAAGAUUUGGUUGUGAUGCAAUGCGUUGAAGACAAUGUGACUGUUUUCACCGUUAGAGUGCCUUCUCUAAAGAAGUUUUGCAUGCAUAAAUCAGUAGACAAACAUAGAGAUGGUGCAGAUGGGUUUGUGAUAGAUGCUCCUUCUUUGGAGUCAUUGGAGAUUCUUGACAAUACGGAUGGGUUUUGUGUCAUUGAGAAUGAAAUGCCUAAUAUUGUAACGGCAGAUGUUGACGUUACUCAUAGUCAUUCUGGGAAUAUUCUAACUUCUAUUAUUUCAGUCAAGAAUCUCUAUCUAUGUUUACCAACCGCAGAGGAUGCAUAUCCUGUUGGUAGUGUCUUCCACCAUCUUGUAGAUUUAACGCUAUGCAGAUGUGAUGUGCAGUGGUUGAACCUACUUAUGCGAUUGCUUGGAGAUUCCCCUAAAUUACGAGCUCUCAGACUUGACCAGUACCAUGGUUUUCAGGCUCAUGAACCGAGCCCGUGCUGGAUUAAACCGAGCUCAAUUCCUGAAUGUUUGUCAUCGAGUUUUGAAACUCUCGAAUGGGAAGCCUAUGAAGGAACAGAAGAAGAGAAAGAGCUGGUGGGAUAUAUCUUAAGAAACGGAAGCUGUUUAAAAAAGGUAACUGUAUCCUCCAAAUCCACUGACAGCGACAAGAAACUUGAGAUGAUCAAGGAGUUGACAUUGUCGAUCAGGCGUUCAUCUACCUGCCAGCUUGUAUUUGACUGAAGCUACAGUAAGACAUAUCAAGUGAA
This is a messenger RNA of Arabidopsis lyrata subsp. lyrata, 1683 nucleotides long. Its product is annotated as probable FBD-associated F-box protein At1g32375. Gene Ontology annotation, molecular function: protein binding. The transcript has 4 exons. NCBI's taxonomy places the organism in Eukaryota, Viridiplantae, Streptophyta, Magnoliopsida, Brassicales, Brassicaceae. The record is from RefSeq and is a predicted model, not a curated record. The coding region runs from base 395 to 1657 and encodes 420 amino acids.